Penicillium argentinense is the source of this 1485-nucleotide messenger RNA. RefSeq names its product MFS transporter. Lineage: Eukaryota; Fungi; Ascomycota; Eurotiomycetes; Eurotiales; Aspergillaceae. The transcript has 5 exons. Gene Ontology annotation, biological process: spermidine transport; spermine transport; transmembrane transport. Gene Ontology annotation, molecular function: spermidine transmembrane transporter activity; spermine transmembrane transporter activity. The coding region runs from base 1 to 1485 and encodes 494 amino acids. The record is from RefSeq and is a predicted model, not a curated record.
AUGGCGACGAUUGAGGAAGUACAAACCGCGAAUCAACAAAACGAGACCGAGGAUACAACGCCGGGGGCCGAAACGCCAGACAUCGAGAAUGCAUUCAGCGAGAAGUACAAGCUCACCGAAGAGGACAUUGAAGAGACUUGGGAGCAUGACGCCCGGAACCCCUACAACUGGCCCCUAAAGCUGAAAGUCCUACAAGUUCUCAUGAUGGCAUCUGCCGCUUUCACAACCUCUGUUGGCGUAUCGAUAUUGUCUCCGGCGCAUACCCAGUUUAUGGAAGAAUUUGGAGUGAGCAGCACAGUCGCUAUCCUACCCUUGUCGCUCUACGUUUUCGCGCUGGGUCUGGGACCAGUAGUAGGGGGACCACUGUCCGAGACAGUCGGUAGAUACCCUGUCUAUCUGGGCACAGUGAUACUUGGAAGUCUAUUCACUCUCGGAGUGGGCUUCAGUCAUACCUUUGCAGGAGUCUGCGUUCUUCGUUUUUUGGCAGGGUUCUGCUUCGCGCCAUCUCUGGCUAUCGCUGGGGGCACGAUCAACGAGACCUUCAAACCUGCGGAACGUGCUUUUCCAUCGACGAUUUUCAUCCUGACUCCUUUUCUAGGUCCUGGCCUUGGCCCAGUUAUCGGCAGCUUCAUUGUGAAUCGCAAAGGCUGGCGCUGGACCCAAUGGACCAUGAUCUUCUUCAGCAUCUUCACAAUAAUCACUACCUUGUUUUCAAAAGAAACUUUCCACCCAGCCAUCAAGCGCCGCAUGGCUAAAACAUCCGGUCGAUCCUUACCUCCCUCGCCACCCCUUGCGUCGAAGCUACGACUUUUCAUGACAAUCGCACUUCUCCGGCCCAUCCAGAUGCUUCUUAGUGAGCCAAUUGUGGCAUCCAUCUGCCUCUAUGUGGCCUGCGAGUUCGCUACGCUCUUUUCGUUCUUCGCGGCUUUCCCACUCGUUUUCCAAGGGGUGUACGGCUUCGGCAUCGAGGAGUCUGGCCUUGUGUUUCUCUCUAUCGUGGUAGGAUGCUUACUGGGGGCUCUCACUGUAUUGCUCUGUGACAUCUUCCUCUAUCGCUCCAAGUCUGCAAAGUUUGCGGGGCAACAUGUCCCUCCGGAGUAUCGUCUUUACCCGGCCAUGAUUGGAAGUGUCGGUCUCCCGAUCGGGCUGUUCUGGUUUGGCUGGACUGCGAAGGUCGGCAUAUCAUGGGCGGUUCCCGUGGUGGCUAUCAUGCUAUUUGCAUGGGGAAAUCUGUGUGUUUUCGUCAGCACGACCCAGUAUAUCGUCGAUACCUACCACGGGUUGACUGUAGCCAGUGCCAUGAGUGCAAACAGCUUGGCUCGGUAUGGGCUGGCAGCUGCAUUUCCUCUCUUCACGAUUCAGAUGUAUACUAGACUCGGUAUCGGAUGGGCCUCUAGCUUGCUUGGUUUCAUUGCGGUUGCCUUAUUGCCUGUGCCGUGGCUAUUCUUCCUGACUGGCAAGAAGUUGAGGGGCUUGACUCAGUAA